AUGCCGGAGGAGGCCGAACGGGAGAAAUUAGCCGAAGUCAUCAGACAUUGGAACAACAACAGACUGGACUUGUUUGAAAUAAGUCGACCUGAUGAGAACUUGGAGUUUCAUGCAGUGAUGCGCUUCUACUUUGAGGAUGGUGCUGGAGGAAAUGUGGCCACUAAGUGCCUACGUGUCUGCAGCAACUCUUCAACUCAAGAGGCUGUCGAAACUCUGUCAGAGAAGUUCAGGCCUGACAUGAAAAUGCUGACUACUACUUAUUCCCUGUAUGAGAUCCAUGCCAAUAAAGAACGUAAACUGGAUCUGGACGAGAGACCUUUGGUUGUACAGUUAAACUGGAACACAGACAACAGAGAAGGACGUUUUGUGCUGAAGAGAGACAAGGAGAGUUCGGAGGAACACUGUCACGAGAAGGAAAAGGGAGGCGUGAUCCAAAGCUUCAAGAGGACACUGUCAAGAAAAGAGAAGAAGAAAGAGACUAAAGCAACUGACAAGAUGUCAGAUGAUGAGAAUGGGUCAACUGAAAAGCUACUGAACAGCAGCAGCACUCGUGUGUCUGACCAUGAGGAGAAAAAGAGCUGCACAGAAAACAAAAAGCAACAGAGGCAAACCGCCGCGGGAGGAAAGCACACAGAAAAUCUUUAUCCGGAUUUGUCCGAUCAACCUGGAUUACCAAUUGGAAUUAAAUUCUGUGAUAUCUCUGAGGAAGCCUUCCUAUCUGCAGUCAUGAAUUACACCAACAGCUCCACAGUUCAUUUCAAGCUCUCACCUGCAUACAUCCUCUAUGCUGUGGGACGCUAUGCGCUGCAACGCCAUCACAGGCGAGGCACGUCCCUCUGUGGUCACAGUGUUACUUCGACUGCCAGCAAAAUGGUGGCCAUGACAUCGAAGGUCAUCCAGAGGCAGCAGGCCAUCGCCAGUGCUCUCGCCUUCUGGAUGGCCAACUCCUCCGAGUUGCUGAACUUCCUCAAGCGCGACAAAGACCUCAGCUCGCUAACGCGGCAAAGUCAGCUGGAUCUGUCCCACCUGGUGCACAAAGCUUACAGUUGCCUGCUACAGUGUCUUCAGAAUGACUUAAGGAAGCACUUGCCAACUUUUUUGAUUGAUCCUGAGCAACAUGGCGCACUGCCAGCUGGUAUAGAGAUGGUGCUGAACACCUUGAUGAACACCAUGUCUCUUCUGCGCCGCUGUCGGGUCAACCCUGCCCUCACCAUUCAGCUCUUCUCCCAACUCUUCCAUUUCAUCAGUGUCUGGCUCUUCAACCAGCUCAUGACCCCAGAGGCCAACACUCCAGGCCUGCGCUCCCACUACUGGGGAGCCGCUCUCCGCCAGAGGCUCGUGGCCAUCGAAGCCUGGGCGGAGAGGCAGGGCCUGGAGCUGGCUGCUGACUGCCACCUCGGACACAUCAUCCAGGCAACCAUGCUCCUGACCAUGAACAAGUACUCGAUGCAAGACGCGAAGGCCGUCCACAAUACCUGUUUCAAGAUGAACUCACUGCAGCUGCAGACGUUGCUAACCGGCUACCUCUAUGCAACCAGUGAACCUCGCAUUCCAGCUGAUUUGAUCGAUGCCGUAGUGACGGCUGCGAAGGCCUCAGCAGAUAACCUGAUUCGGAGCGAAGGACGGGACGUCCAGCUGGAAGAGAGCCUCAGCCUACAUCUGCCUUUCCUGCUGCCGGAGGGAGGAUACUCCUGUGACACUGUGAGAGGAAUCCCGCUGGGGUUUAGGGAAUUCUUGGAGCCAAUUUGCCGUAAAGGACUCUGCUCUCUGACAUCCCAGCCAAACUCUAAAGGUGACUGGACCGUGUACUUCAGUGAACCAACUUCCUCUGCAGAGAGCACAUGUUUGGCAGCACACAGAGAGCCAGACAUUGUGACUAUCACACUGAACAAACCUCUGAACAGUGGGAUGGGGGUCAGCAUUGUGGCUGCAAAGGGAGCAGGGCAAGAAAACCUUGGGAUUUAUAUCAAAUCCAUUGUCAAGGGAGGACCAGCCGAGAUGAAUGGCAGGUUAACAGCUGGGGACCAGCUGCUGAGUGUGGAUGGUCAAAGCGUGGUCGGCCUCAGCCAAGAAAGGGCAGCAGCGAUCAUGAUGCAAACCGGCCCCGUUGUGACCUUACAGGUUGCAAAGUUUGGAGCGAGCUACCACGGCCUGGGAGCUCUGCUGACUGAACCGGCAUCAGAGAGGACAACAGGUGAAAACACCAUAAAACUUCAACCAUCAGUUGUGGAUCCUGGUCCGUCAGAACGGCUCCAUGGAGGCAGCAAAAGGUCGAAACACCAGAUAAUGCAGAGAAACAGACAACUGUAUCGCUCCAACCCCAACAUGAACACGUGUUUUCCCCCCGAGGAUGGAGAUGAACCUGUCGACGCUGUUGUGACAGCGAACAACAUGGCUGCUGUCUCCAGUGUCAACCUCUGUGCUGAUACAGUUCACAGGGAAUACUUGACACUUCCGACCCCUAAAUCCCAGGACAAGAACGUGUCUGAAGCCAGUCGACCACAGCACACAUUGAAAGUGUCUAUGAGGCCUUUAGAUGGACAGUACUCCAGUAAGAGGACCUUCAUGCGCCAAGCUCUGUCCCAGGAGGACUUGUGUGUGGACAGCGGAGGCCCCCUGCUGGACAAAAGGCAGAACUUGUGGGAGCAGAAGGAGCAGCGUGCAAAGCAAACCAUGAGCCACUACUCAUCUUUCCCAAUUCGCUCAAGUGUUUCUAGUCACGACAUCCUCUCAGAUUAUUGUUCUCCUACAAAACAGCAGCAGGGCAGCCGCACAAGUGGCUCUGGGGUCUGGAGAACUCCUUUCUCGCAACAUCCAACACCAACGCCUUCCAACCAGCCCAUACGCAUCGACAUCCCUGUAACCAGAGCGGUGAACUCACACACAUGUCCUCUCACCACCUUCCAGAGUUCAUCUUUGCUGGCGGCGAGGAUGAGCCAAACCCUGAAAGUACAUGGAUAUAAAAACAGAGCGGAUCAUAUUUACGCAUGUCCCAUUGCUGCAAUCAAGAAGCUGCCUCAUCCCUCGCUCUCCUUACAGCAGCAGAGGUCCACCACUCACAUGGGUCAGGCUGCAAAACCCCAGGUGAGCAUCACUCCGACAAAACAUGUCUCCUUCCAAGAACCCCCCACUCAGCAGAAGCAGAGCUCGGGUCCUACGAAGCCGAAAGAACCCCAGGAGCGGUCCGACCCGUGGAGGAGGGAGGCCCAGGAGACGCUGGAGAAGCAGCAGAGGCUCCGUGCGGUGGAGCUCCUGGAGCGGGAGGUGCAGGAGCUCCAGGGCAAAGCGAGGUGCACGGUGGAGGAGAGCGACCGGCUCCGAAGGCUCAGCCUGGAGUGUCAGUUUCAGAAGAGGCUGCAGGAGGUUCAGCAGAGAGGAGAGGAUGAGGAGGAUGAGGAGGAAGAUGAGGAUUUGGACAUGAUGGUGACAAUACAGCAGCUGGAGAACAGAGCACAGAACAAGAGAAGCUCUGCUGGGAACGUCAACACUGAAUUGAAAGAGUUUGAAAAGCCGGCAGAGACAAAGGCACAGACAGAUCAAAGACAGAGUGGACGGAGUCAAGACUUUAACAACAUGUCAUCAAAAGAGUGAGUUUAAAGUGUAAAACAUUGAAAUUCAAUCAAAUCUAAUCUAUAGUGACUUGUGCAAGCUUCUUAAUUACAU
Molecule: messenger RNA, 3663 nt
Organism: Anarrhichthys ocellatus (wolf-eel)
Lineage: Eukaryota; Metazoa; Chordata; Actinopteri; Perciformes; Anarhichadidae
Gene: afdnb
Product: afadin, adherens junction formation factor b
Exons: 23
Coding region: 1-3591 (1196 amino acids)
Biological process (GO): regulation of protein localization; signal transduction
Cellular component (GO): adherens junction
Molecular function (GO): cell adhesion molecule binding
Source: RefSeq, a predicted model, not a curated record